AUGCUUUGUCACAGUUUCGUUGGGAAAGCAUCUGAAUCGAGCGAGACGUCUGGCAACGUGUGCAAGGAUUUCAAGAAAGGCUUGUCGGGUCAGGUUAUUUGCGAUGGUCUGGCAAAGUAUCCUUUUGAAUGGGGCAACGCAGAUUGCAACGGCAUUCUUCCCUUGCUGGUGGUUCAGCCAAGUACCGAGGAGGAUAUAGCCUUGACCGUGCGUCGCAGCACUACUUUUGGACUUCCUCUCAGUGUUAGAAGUGGUGGACACAGUUACACUUGUGAUGGAAUCAAGCCCGGUUCUGUUCAUCUGGAUUUAAGAUCCAGAGUGCGGAAGCAGCUCUACCACGAGAGCUCUGGGUGGUAUGCUGAGUUCGAGACUGGCAACACGUUUCGCGAUUUGUUUCGGAUUGUUGAUCGACACCGUUUCUCCAUUGUGCAUGGCGCGUGCCAUGCUGUGGGCGUGGGUGGCUUUUACCUGCAUGGUGGUCUACAUAUGAAUUCAUUGACAGCCCUUUACGGCUGGGGGAACGAGACUAUUGUGAGCAUGAGGGUGGUUACUGCCGAUGGCCAGAUUCGGGCCCUGAGCGCGUCGUCUGCGCACCAGGAUCUCUGGCGAGCGAUGCGGCAAGCAGGGUCCAACUUCGCGAUUGCCACUUCCUUGACUGUCAAGGUCUUCGAAUCGCCGGAGCCGUUCACCUGGCUCUUCUGGGUGAAGCUGUCGCACGAUGAGGUCGUGAGCCUGUUUCGGAGAGCCAUGACGGAUGAGCAGGUUCAGUUGAACAUCUACUACGUCAACCCACCUUUUUUCCAGGUCAGCCUCAGCCGACCCGAAAUCUUCACCGUACAGUUUACCUUGCUGCAUGGUCCGGCCAACUACUGGCAGAACCUGCAAGCCAGCUUGGAUUGGUUCAAGUCCCAUCAGGUGGCUCUUUCGUGGUGGACGAUUGCCUUCAAUGCUGUAAUGCCCAAGCCAGAUGACUUGACGCAUUUGGGAUAUCCCAAGGCUUGGGUCUCGUCUCAGGUAGAGUGCUGGCUGACUUUCACCGAGCUGCCUCGUGGCCAGAUCUACUACGAGUACAACUGCCCAAGCCGACCUACGUAUGUUGAACACAUCCGCACCGUCGAGCAGAGCUUCGUUGCUGCCUGUCCAACUUCUGUUAAAUACCGCAACACACCCCACUGGAAUGCCAGUGCCAGCCGCUACUAUCCUGAUUCUCGGGAGCUCUUGCAGACAAAGAGAAAGUGGGAUCCACUGAAUCUGCUUGGGCCCCCCAUCAUGUCUGUGCAUGACCUUGCAUAG
Symbiodinium necroappetens is the source of this 1293-nucleotide messenger RNA. NCBI's taxonomy places the organism in Eukaryota, Dinophyceae, Suessiales, Symbiodiniaceae. The record is from the annotation of a GenBank genome assembly.